Molecule: messenger RNA, 408 nt
Organism: Candidozyma duobushaemuli
Lineage: Eukaryota; Fungi; Ascomycota; Pichiomycetes; Serinales; Metschnikowiaceae
Exons: 1
Coding region: 1-408 (135 amino acids)
Source: RefSeq, a predicted model, not a curated record
AUGAUCCACCAUAUCUCAACGGCAGACGGGGUCCAGCAGGCCAUUUUGCAAGCUUUUGAAAUUAUCGAAUCCCGGCCGGAAUCGGAAAACACAACCUACUUCAACUGUACCUCUUCCGACGAGCUCCGGAAAGUAGUACAAAAAAACCCCUUCUCGUGGACACAAAAUCCCGAAAAGCUCAAGCAUUUCCAAUACGAGCACGUCAGCGAUUUGCACCAGUUGCACGAAAAAAUAGCAUCCUGCAAUGGGAACCUUAUUGUGAUUGAGCAGCUUGACCACAUCGUUUUGCAGCCGGGUGCGGGCGAUUAUGACCGGUUGAACGAGCUUUUGGCCGGGGUGCUCCGGGCGUCCGAGCACGUGAUCCUCCUAGAUUCCUGGGACUACAUUGACAAGUACUAUGCCUCCUGA